This is a messenger RNA of Toxoplasma gondii ME49, 2193 nucleotides long. Its product is annotated as enoyl-CoA hydratase/isomerase family protein. Bases 43 to 1158 code for a protein of 371 amino acids. The transcript is spliced from 8 exons. The record is from RefSeq and is a predicted model, not a curated record. NCBI's taxonomy places the organism in Eukaryota, Apicomplexa, Conoidasida, Eucoccidiorida, Sarcocystidae. Gene Ontology annotation, molecular function: enoyl-CoA hydratase activity. Gene Ontology annotation, cellular component: mitochondrion. Gene Ontology annotation, biological process: fatty acid beta-oxidation.
UUGCCCAUCUUUGCGUAAUCGUGUCAAGUGAGACUCUCAGAGAUGGCAGGCCUUUUCAAGAAUUUCAGAAACGGACUCUUUUUGCCGGAAAGCCGCAUUUUUGGCAGGGGACGAAAUUUGUACGUGUACAUGCACAAUUCUGCAUUAAGCGAACGUUGCAGGAUAACCAGUGUCAGUGCGUUGGCUUGUCGUUUUUCCCGGAGUGUGCCAAAGACACGUGCAUGUUGUUUCUCACACCUAGGUUUCGCAGAACCCCUGCCAGGAUCCUUGGCUCUGAGGUCAAUUCCCACUCCAGCACUAAAGGGAACUCGCCGUUUCUUUUCCUUUUACACAAGGAUGGAGAGUGCCAAUCAGACAACUGCGUCUUCGGCUCAGCUCAGAUACUUGAUUGUCGAAAGGUUGAGCGACGCCUCAGCGGUGAUGAUGAUAAAAAUUAACAGGCCCAAUUCCCUCAACGCCCUCUGCCUUGCUCUCUGCGAUGAACUCGUAUACACGCUUGAACAACUGGAUGCUGAUGACAGCGUGCGCUGCGUGGUGCUCACUGGGGUCGGUGAGAAGGCUUUCGCGGCAGGCGCUGAUGUGAAGGAAAUGCAGAGGCUCAAUUUUGCCGACAUCGUGACAUCGGGUGAUUUGCUGGCCAAGUGGGCGAGGAUACACUCAUUCAGGAAACCAAUCGUGUGUGCUGUCAAUGGAUACGCUCUCGGAGGAGGCUGCGAACUGGCCAUGAUGUGUGACGUUGUCAUCGCCAGUACACAGGCUAUGUUUGGUCAGCCAGAAGUGCGGAUCGGAACGAUCCCAGGAAUGGGAGGCUCUCAGCGGCUGCCCCGUGCUGUUGGAAAGAGCUUGGCGAUGGAAAUGAUCCUCACAGGGGAACCUAUAAACGCGGAACGCGCUCUUCAGGCCGGGUUGAUAAGCCGAGUGGUGCCGCCUUCACAUGUGGUGGAUGAGGCAGUCAAAGUCGCAACAUCCAUUUCGAGCCAUUCCUUGCCGAUGCUCAUUGCGGCGAAGGAGUGCGUCAAUCGAGCGUACGAAAUGCCAUUACAAGAAGGCCUGCUCUUCGAAAGGCGUCUUUUCCACGGGACGUUUGCAUACGAAGACCGCAGAGAGGGCAUGACCGCCUUUGUGGAAAAACGAACUCCUCAGUGGCAUCACAAAUGAUCCCCCUGGGACAUGCUACCCUUCAGGCUGACCGUGCAGAAGUGCGGCUCCCCGUCCCAGGCUUUUGAGCAAGUGCAGAAAAAGAGUUUCGAGUUUUCUCUCCUCUGUGAUGUCAUAUGUCCUCGCAGAAAACAGGAUGCACCCGCGUGAUCUCUUUCGAUUCAUGCUUUCGCACAGUCGCAUCACCGAUGCGUUUUUCCGUAGAUACCACAACAGGCAGUCGUGAAUCCGUCGGCUGAGCGACCAGACGCAUUUCCCCUAACAGAGACACUGAGACACAAAUGGCCGCCGACAUGCAUUCCUCUGACUCGAAAGGGUCAACCUACAACUAGGACAAUCAACACGCAGCUAUACACAAACGUACACUGACACUGUGGCGCUUUGGCACGAAGCAUACAUUAUCCAUAGUCACUUGAGUUAUGAUACGUGUUGCAUCGCUGAUCCCACCUUGAAUCUCAGCAGAGUGUAGCGUGCGAAGCAUUUGGGUGUAGUCCUACAAACAGAUGUUCACGCUACCAGAACGGUGGUAGAGACCAGAGUUCGUCACGCUCGGUAUUGAGGUACUGAAUGUGUCUCAAAGAAAAGGUGAAACAAUAUGGGAUACUGUUCACGCAGUGAGAUAAUGACUGAAUCUCAAGCUCAUGGUGUGGAGACGAAGUCUUGGAUGAGCGUGUUCUGUCUUCCCAUGGCACCUGACAGUGGCGUAAUACUGCGGCAGCACGAUAGCGACAUUGAGACGAAUAAGUGGGACACAUAUGCGCAUAAUAAAUGAACGAAGUAACUGCAUGAGGUGUGUGUUUUCACUGCCUUAAUCAGCCAUCAGUGGACAGUUGCUCUAAGGUUUUACGCUACUGACCACGUCCCGUACGGCAUCGCAGUGUUGCUUCACGGCAUCUCCAAAGGCCUCUGCUCCACACGGGUGCAGCUUCGCAACGGAGAGACUUCUGCAGGGCAGAAGUUUUGCAGGACAAAAAAACGCGACCAUAACGACUCUUCUUCAGGACGUCUGUUGCUCCACUUUUAACUAUUGACACC